Messenger RNA from Trematomus bernacchii (emerald rockcod), 1884 nucleotides. RefSeq names its product homeobox protein orthopedia B-like. Gene Ontology annotation, biological process: regulation of DNA-templated transcription; neuron differentiation. Gene Ontology annotation, molecular function: DNA binding; DNA-binding transcription factor activity, RNA polymerase II-specific. NCBI's taxonomy places the organism in Eukaryota, Metazoa, Chordata, Actinopteri, Perciformes, Nototheniidae. Bases 31 to 1017 code for a protein of 328 amino acids. The transcript has 3 exons. The record is from RefSeq and is a predicted model, not a curated record.
UGGCGCGAUUUCACCCUGGAGCGGUACGCGAUGCUCUCUCACGCCGACCUCCUGGAUGCUCGGCUGGGUGAGUUAUCAUCACUAAACUCCGGCCCUAAACUCCAGUGGAUGAAGGAUGCUGCAGAGUUACUCGGACACCGGGAGGCUCUCAAGUGCAGGCUGGGUGGUGGGUUGCAAGACCAGGGGCAUCCUGGAGACAUGGCCCCUGGUUCAGACUCUGUAGAGGGAACCACUCUCCUGCCGGGAGAAGAUAUCGCCACGGUGGGAUCCAACUCUGCCGGCAUGCAAGUGAACGGGAAGGAGCAGGAGAAGCAGCAGCAGCAGCAGCAGCCGCAGCAGAGCUCCAGUCAGUCCUCCAGCAAACAGAAGCGCCACAGGACGCGUUUCACCCCGGCGCAGCUCAACGAGCUGGAGCGCAGCUUCGCCAAAACCCACUACCCUGAUAUCUUCAUGAGGGAGGAACUGGCACUGAGGGUCGGCCUCACCGAGUCCAGAGUUCAGGUAAACACAUCUGCAGUUCAGGUUUGGUUUCAGAAUAGACGCGCCAAAUGGAAGAAAAGGAAGAAGACCACCAACGUUUUCCGCUCGCCGGGGACGUUGCUCCCAACGCCGGGUCUGCAGCAGUUCUCUGCCGCGGCUGCAAUGGAGAACAGCCUGUGCUCCUUCCACGCCAACGACUCUCGCUGGGCCACGGGGAUGCCGGGGGUCUCCCAGCUGCAGCUCCCGCCGUCCAUGGGUCGCCAGCCGGGCAUGCAGUCUCUGUCACAGUGCGGCCUUGGUCCUGGCCCACCAAACUCCAUGGGUCUCUCCAACGGCCUGAACCCAAAUGGCAAUCUGCAGUCACACCUCUACCAGUCGCAUUUCCCCGGAAUGUCGGCCUCUCUCUCCGGCCCCUCAAACGUAUCGGGCUCCCCGCAGCUGUGUGGUUCCCCGGACAGUGACAUGUGGCGAGGGACAAGCAUCGCGUCACUGCGGCGCAAAGCGCUGGAGCACACAGUGUCCAUGAGUUUCACUUAGUGACUUUUGAAAGAAUCCCCACCGAACCCCUCUCCUCAUAACUUCAUCUCCAAGCCCCACCGUGCGGCUCUUUUUCUGAUUUUAUUCCCGCUAUUAGAUCAAAUGACAUAACGAGCGAACUAAUCAGGCCUGAAAUGUGAGAAAAUGGAGACUGUAUGUGACAUCUAGACAUAAUGAAAAAAGAGAAAAGGACAACACAGAUGGACAACUGGAAGAAAAAACAUCAUGGGUUUGGGGUUAUGUAUCUUGUUAAUUCAAAAAUGAUUUUUUUAUCAACUAUUGAUGAUAAAUGCUAUUGUAAUGAUCUCUAGAAUAUAGGCCCUAAUUAUUGAGAGCCAAACAAUCGUCGUAUUUACGUUUUUAUUGGGUGCGUCUUUACGCACACAUGUUAUUGUGUUCAGGUGAAGUUGUGUUAUGUCAAACGGAUAUUUAUAAGAUUGGGUAUACAUUUUGGUAACAGCCUACCACACACGCACCAUACUGUAGGCAGGCCUAUUGAACUGGGUCUCGGGCAUGCACUGUGCAUGUGGAUUUAAACGCUUGGAUAAUUUAAGGAGAAACCGGUGCCCACUCAAAUUAAUUGAGGUACUUUUCUUAGGCGACCUCAGUCUCGUUUGCAUGAGACGGGAGCAUACAUCUAAAGAGGAAAAAAACAAAUAUUUCAGUAGGCCUACGCUGUUUUAGGAUGUUUUGUGUAGAUAAAACAUUCUUGCUAUGUACCCGCUGGUCUUUUUUGUGACAUGUUUUAACUUAUUGUAUGUGCUAUUACUUAAUACAUUUCUUAAAUGUUUGAUCUUACAUCGAAAUGCACCACAUUGACGGGUUUGUACCAAUUUAAAAUGAACAAACAAAUAAAAGUAAUUUUCA